GUAAUAGAGUCGUGAGAAAAAAUAGAAUAGUCACAUGAUACUAGAUUGGCAGUAUAUAGAGAAAGAGAGUCAAGAGUGAAUGUCAAGAGUGGCAAGGGUCGUCAAGAGAUGUUUUGUGAUAUUUUUCGUUAGGAUAAAAGAAUACAACUAUCAUACUAGAAAAAGUAGCGUGGUGUCGUCGUGUUGAUUGCUGAAAGUCGUUUUGUGAUGCAAGAGAACAAGAUGUAGUUUGUUUGCGCUAGUUGUACAGGAGAGAAGGCGCAGUUUUGAAGAUAUUGAGAAAUCCUAGUGAGAUGAAAUUUUUGAAAUGAUUGACACCAGGAGAGACAGAACAAGCAUGUUUUGACUAAAGUAGAAUUACCAAGCAGGAAGAGUUUUCUGAAAGUUUUUUCAGGAGAAGAAUGUAACUAGAAGUACCAAGCAUUAAGUACAAGCACCAAGCAGGAACAAGUGUUUUUUAUUUAAGAGCGAUCUUCGCCUCUGCGACCACGGGC
Messenger RNA from Amoebophrya sp. A25, 494 nucleotides. The record is from the annotation of a GenBank genome assembly. NCBI's taxonomy places the organism in Eukaryota, Dinophyceae, Syndiniales, Amoebophryaceae.